AUGACACCUAAGGAAUACAAAGACGUCUUGCAUUAUCAGCCAAAUUUAGAAAGAGUCCAAGGAGGUAUUGAGCAUAUGAUACAAAAACUACAGCAGAGAAUCAAGGAGAGAGAUGCUGCCUUGGAGAAAGCAGUGGACGAUAAAUUCUGUGCUCUAGAAGAGAAAGAAAAGGAUAUUCAGCGGUUAAGGAUGAUUAUCCGGGAGAGAGAACACGAUUUAGAGAGGCUGAGUAAUGUUCUUUCCGGCAAUGAGGAGACGAUAAACAGUUUGGACAGCCUGGUGAAGGCCAAAGACAUGGAACUGGACCAGAUAUCUGCUGCUUACAAAAAUCUUCAGUGGUUAAAAGAAGAAACAGAGGAAAAGUACAGAUGCUCACUGAUAGAGAGAGAAUCCAUUAUACUACAGCUGCAGAAAAAUCUUCAAGAAAGGAACAAAGAAAUGGAGGAGAUCAGGACUAAUUUUCUUGGGAAGUUUGACAUCUGCAGUGGACAUAUGAUCGAAGAGCUUAAAAUGUCUCUUCAGCGGAAAGAGAAGAUGUUGCAAGAUGCUGUCUUUGCAAGAAACCAACAGGCUGAAGAGCACAUGAAAGAGGUCAUGGAUCUCCUAGCAAUGGUCUCAUCAGAAAAGAUGGAUCAAACGUCAAGCUGCCAAAACUGCUUACUGAAAGAACAUAAUACAGGUGUCAAUCAGUAUGUUGGAAAUUUGUCUAACUUCAUUCAUCUCCAAAAACUUGUGCAAGAAAAAGAGAAAAUAAUUCAGACAUUGACCCAAAGUUGCUCAGUUCAGCCAAUGGUUAUCAGCAUGAAAUCUGAAGAUUUGGACGCUAAAGGUGAAGAAACUGAAAAAAAUAAAACUUUGAAAAGUGAUCUUGCUAAAGCCAAAGAAGAUCUGAGACUUGUUUUGAGGAAAAUGAGGGAAUAUCAGCUUGAAGUUUCUGUUCUGCAGUCUAUUAUUAUGAAACAGAAUGAGCAGUUGCGUGAACAAGCUACAGACAUCGAUACUCUCACUAGAAAAAAUCUGAUGAAAGAAGAAUUAAUUAAGGACCUGCAAGUCAAGCUGGCGGACCCAGAAGAGAUACCAACUGUGGAACUUUUAACCCAGCAGAUUUUCACUUUAAAGGAGAAUAUGGCAACACUGAAUUUGGCAAGCCAUGGUCAUUUAACACAUACUCAGAAGGUUCUAGCCUGUUUCCAGGUUCCAGUCAGUCCUGUCCAGUCCGUGUUAUGGUGUUCUGUAUUCGGGUCAAGCAUGUCUCGAGCCUCCGAUAUAGAUGACAGCCUUUCUGUCCCUGAAACGUUUGUUUCGGGCCAAGCCGGUCCUUCGUCCCUAAGGAAUUGGACCAUUCCAAAAUUACUUGCGGAACUUAACAAGAGGGGCAUUCCGCACCCAGCCUCCGCCAGAAAGGCAGAACUUUCUAAACUGCUCAUGACCGGCCCUAACCCUUCCAGGGAUCAGCCGGGCACGUCAUCCAUCCAGCUCUCGCUGGUUCGGCUACAGUCCACCAUGAACACACUGGUAGACUCGGUGGCUGACGUCCAAGCUAGAGUAACGGAACUGAAAUCAUGGGCCUCCUUGGCGCCCCCUGCACUCGGCCCACUGGCCACCGCCUCCACUUCCAUUUGCCUGACGCCAGGUACACCCAGCUCUAUUCCCCAAGUGGCCCCCUCACAUUUUAUCCCAGAAAAUCUCAAACGAGACAUCCUGGCAGGGAAGGAUGUAAAUCUUGCGUCAGUUCUCAUUGCCGCCCAAGAUGGACCCGAAAACAGGGUGAUCAAUUGUGGAGAUGUGUCCGUGGUCCUUAGGGCCAAGUUAUCCAUUCCCGAGUUUGUCCUUGCGUUCAGCCUUUUUAGGGACAUUGUCUGCACCGCACAACCGGAGAGAAGGGAAGAGCUGGAUACCUAUUUGUACCUGGUCACCGACCUGGGGCACAAGUAUGGGGGUUCAGCCUUCUACGAUUACCAUUGA
Messenger RNA from Bufo bufo (common toad), 1965 nucleotides. Its product is annotated as myomegalin-like. The coding region runs from base 1 to 1965 and encodes 654 amino acids. NCBI's taxonomy places the organism in Eukaryota, Metazoa, Chordata, Amphibia, Anura, Bufonidae. The transcript is spliced from 13 exons. The record is from RefSeq and is a predicted model, not a curated record.